Molecule: messenger RNA, 2436 nt
Organism: Anolis carolinensis (green anole)
Lineage: Eukaryota; Metazoa; Chordata; Lepidosauria; Squamata; Anolidae
Gene: tspan33
Product: tetraspanin 33
Exons: 8
Coding region: 66-914 (282 amino acids)
Cellular component (GO): plasma membrane
Source: RefSeq, a predicted model, not a curated record
GGUUAAAAACCCCCGCGUUGGGCCGCCUGCAGGUCAAUGGCUGUCUCCUUGUUUUUGUGGAGAUCAUGGCGAAGAGGCCCGGCGCCCCCCAGCACGGGGAGGACUUCUCCUUCGUCAGCCCCCUGGUCAAAUACCUGCUCUUCUUCUUCAACAUGGUCUUCUGGCUGAUUUCAAUGGUGAUGGUGGCCGUCGGGGUCUACGCUCGCCUGAUGAAGCACGCAGAGACGGCCAUGGCCUGCUUGGCUGUGGAUCCAGCCAUUUUGCUGAUGGUUGUCGGGGUCCUGAUGUUUUUCAUCACCUUUUGCGGCUGCAUCGGCUCCCUGCGAGAAAACAUCUGUCUGCUGCAAACGUUCUCGGUCUGCUUGACCAUCAUUUUCCUGCUGCAGCUGGCGUCCGGCGUUCUGGGCUUUGUCUUCUCAGAUAAGGCACGGGGAAAGGUCAGCGAGAUUGUCAACAACGCCAUCGUGCAUUACCGGGAUGACUUGGACCUCCAAAACCUCAUUGACUUUGGUCAGAAAGAGUUCAGCUGCUGCGGAGGCGUUUCCUACAAAGACUGGUCCCGGAACAUGUACUUCAACUGUACGGCCCAUAAUCCCAGCCGGGAACGCUGCUCCGUGCCUUAUUCGUGUUGCCUGCAAGUCGAGGACCAGUCGGUCAUCAACACCAUGUGCGGCCAGGGCAUGCAGGCCCUCAACUACCUGGAGGCCGGCGAGUUCAUCUACACCAACGGCUGCAUCGACAAGCUGGUCAACUGGAUCCACAGCAACCUCUUCCUCCUGGGUGGAGUGGCCCUGGGACUGGCCAUCCCGCAGCUGGUUGGGAUCCUGCUCUCCCAGGUCCUGGUCAACCAGAUCAAAGACCAGAUCAAGUUGCAGCUCUACAACCAGCAACACCGGGCCGACCCUUGGUAUUGACAGGCCCAGCAUCCAGGGCAAGAGUGGUCACUCAAGGGCCAGACCCACAAGGAAGGGGCUGGCGAGGAAACAGGAGCCUCCUCUUUCUAGACAAGACUUCGGGAAGCUUGGAAGCAAUCUCCAAAUUGUGAUGACUUCAGGAUCCCUGGGAAGGACUCUCCCUUGCGUUUCUUUCCUGUGGAUACAGAAACCUCGACAGCAAUGGCUGGAGAUGCCAAUGGCCAUGACUUUUUGGCUCCUAGAUACAGGUUUUGGGUGUGCUAAAGCCUGGAACCCUAUUUUUAAUCAAUGGGGAGGCAUCUUCCCAUUCCAUGUUGCUAGAAGGAAAAGCUUUAUGGAGUCUGGAUCCGUCCACGUUUCCAUUGCUCGGUCAAAGAGGGUCUUCACCAGGCAAUGGAGUAAUGUAGAAAGCAGAAGCAGAAGAAGAAGAAGAAGAAGAGUAAGAAGAAGAAGAAGAAGAAAUCCCUAUUCCAGAUGCAUAGACUCCAUUAAAGAAGCCAUAUGCAGUCAGGAUAUCAUCAAGGGGGCUAUAAGACUAUAAGUAAGUAACAACAACAACAACAACAACAACUUUAUUUUUAUACCCUGCCUCCAUUUCCCCAAAGGGACUCGAGGCGGUUUACAUGGAGCCAAGUCCAGGUAGCUACAGACAGCGCAAAAGACACAACAAUGUAAAAACAAAAUAUAUUUAAAUCACAUUGACAAUAAAACAUAGUAAGAUAAAAACCUGAGUGGCUCAUAAAAAUAAACUGGGCCAAAGAAAGUGCAUAUAGGGAAGAAUGUAAACUACCGAGGAGGCAAAUAACCCGGGACUGUUAUCAUGAUAAGGAGCUUGGGAUGCCGUAAACAAGACUAUUUCCAACUGAAGGGAUGGAAUAAAGUACAACAGAGAUACUGUUAAUCAAAUAAGACGAGCCCUAAACAUAAGGGCGAGAACUUAGUAUGAAGGACAUAAUGAGCGAGAUCCUCAAAAUACAAACAGAAGUACAAAAAUGGAAAAGAAACAAGACAGGCAAUAUAACAGAAUAAGGCAGUAGGAAGAGAAGAAGACUCUAUCCCAUAUGGAGUCGGGAUCCAUCCAUGUUUCUGGUGCUUUGAUAGAUCCAGGAGGUUCUUCAACAGAUCAUAAAGUAAUGUCAAAAGCAGAAAAAGGUCCUGGUCCAGAUGGAUGGAGCCCAUUGAAGAAGACGUGUGUGAGGAUUUGAAAAAGGCACCAUGAUGUAAUGGGCUGACUGAAAAGGAAGGUGUUGGCAGUUGAUUGGCUGAACGUGCCAGGAGCCAGAAUUCUGAUUGGCUACUGUCUCUAGCUUGCUGUUGACAGAAACGGUUUUAACUGCCACUUUCACCUGAGAGAGUGAAGAGAGCACUGCUUGAUUAUUUCUGAGACAAAUGAGGCCUAUUUAAAGACUGUUUAAAAGGACUGUUUAUUCCCUCUGCAGAAAUUCAGAGAGACUGCUGUAUACUUUGUUGCUCUGUUCGAUCUUUCGAACUUAAGUAAAGUUACUGUUACUUGAUACACAAA